AUGGAGUCAACAAGCAAAACAUCACCAGAUAUCUCCAAAGCCGACCACCUCUGUGUGCUAGUUCACGGACUUUGGGGAAAUCCUUCGCACCUCGAUUAUAUCGCAUCCUCACUCAGAGAUAGAUAUGGAAGCCACCUCUACGUCUUCUGCCCGAAAGCCAAUAGCGGCAACUAUACCUACGAUGGAAUCGAGUUGGGUGGAGAGCGAUUAGUGCACGAGGUUGAGGAGACGCUUGAAUCCUUAGCCGAGAAGGGACAAAAGAUCACAAAAAUCAGUAUUAUCGGAUAUUCGCUUGGUGGUCUGCUCGCGCGCUAUGCGAUCGGCUUGCUCAAUGCGCGGGGCUGGCUAGAUAAACUAGAACCCAUGAACUUCACAACCUUUGCCACGCCUCAUGUCGGAGUGAGAGCCCCACUGAAAGGGUACAAGGAUCAAAUUUUCAAUGUUCUAGGGCCAAGGACGAUCUCGGCAUCUGGCCGCCAAAUGUGGCUGGUUGAUUCCUUCCGAGAUACUGGGCGACCGCUGCUCGGUGUUCUGGCUGAUCCGGAGAGCAUCUUCAUAAAUGGACUGAAGAAGUUCCGGCAGCGUAGUGUUUAUGCGAAUAUUGUCAAUGACCGCUCAGUUCUCUUCUAUACUUCGGGUCUCUCCAAAGUGGAUCCAUUCCGGGAUCUGGAAGACCUGAAUAUCAACUACGUCGAGGGUUAUGAAAAUGUCAUUAUCGAUCCCGACCUUCAUGUGCUUCCUCCGGUGGAGAGAAAACCUGAAACCACAAGAGCACGAUUCUGGAAGAAAUUGAAAUCGGCAACCCUUUGGAUACCUCUGUCGCUCCUGCUCGUUGUUCUCGUGCCUCUGGCUUCUACACUCUUCUUGAUAAAUGCCGGGAUCCAGACACUUCGCAGCUCGAAACGCAUUCGAAUGCAUGAAGUUGGCGAGAAUGGCAAGCGCUUUGGAAGAUACAGAGUACCGGUUAUGAUCCGAGACGUUCAGCAUGCCGUGGAGCAAGCCUUUGAGAAUGUCAAUGCUAUUCAAGAACCAGCUUAUUUGUCCAACAGCGACACUGAAGUAUCUGACACAGCACCUGAGAAGUCCGCUAGAUUGUCCGUCUCGAAGUCUGCUCAAAACGAUGCCGACGUUGAGUCUGCAUUGGAUAGACGUUCAUCAACGAUGGAGGCUUCAGCCUAUUCUCCCAAGCUUGCAUUAACCGACGAACAAUUUGGCAUAAUCGAUUCCCUCAAUUUUGUUGGAAUUCGGAAAUAUCCCGUCCACAUACAGACGCACCACCACAGCCACGCAGCUAUCAUCGUCCGAGCCGAGAAAGAUGGGUUCCGAGAGGGCAAGAUUGUGAUAAAGCAUUGGCUAGACAAUGAGUUCGCGUUAUGA
Molecule: messenger RNA, 1377 nt
Organism: Penicillium coprophilum
Lineage: Eukaryota; Fungi; Ascomycota; Eurotiomycetes; Eurotiales; Aspergillaceae
Product: lipase ROG1 family protein
Exons: 2
Coding region: 1-1377 (458 amino acids)
Molecular function (GO): monoacylglycerol lipase activity
Source: RefSeq, a predicted model, not a curated record